AUGAAGUACCAGAGUUCUUCGGCGGAUUCUUGCGGGUUGUACGGAAAAUUUCCGAAAAGGAUUCUCCAGAUUCGAUCUCUUCGUAAACUCAAUUUGUUUAUGAAUCCGCUUCUUCAAGGUACUUUGCCAGAAUUUCCUGUACAUGGACUGCUUGAGGAGUUGGAACUUUCAGAUACGAGUUUCUCAGGUGAAUUACCGGAUUCUAUUGGUAAUCUUACAUUCUUAUCCAGGUUAAACUUUGAGUACGUAGGGUUUAAUGGGUCAAUUCCCCAAUCAGUUUCAAACCUUAACCAACUUCAAGUUUUAACCCUUCCAAUAAACCGUUUCACCGGAACAAUACCAACAACUAUAUUCACACUACCUUUAUUACGUGAACUCGAUCUGUCAAUGAAUCAAUUCACAGGUAACCUUGGUGAGUUCUCCAACGGAUCUUCUUCACCAAUGAAGACCCUUGAUCUAAGUGACAAUAAGCUCCAAGGACCUAUUCCAAAAUCGGUUUUUGAAUUGUCCGGACUUGAAAGUCUUGUGCUUUCUUCCAACAACUUCAGUGGCAGGGACGGACCCAAGAAGUUUUCUCAACCUGGGCUAAUAGCCUUGGCCCAUUAUAACAUUUCAAUUUUCAGGUUGUUUUUAGGUUGUUGGGCUGUGACGACUACCUGGGCUAAAAUCCGGGUUAGCCCAGCUGUAGGUCCGUCAGUGUUCAGUGGCACAAUAAGUCUAAGUAUGAUUUUUCAUAAGUUAAGAAAUAUUACGGAGGUGGAACUCUCAAGUAACGGAUUGUCAGUAGAUAUUGCUAAUGUUACUUUUGCAUUAUUUCCUCAAGUUACAAGUUUAAAAUUAGGUUCCUGCAGUUUGAAAGAGUUUCCUAUUUUUUGA
This is a messenger RNA of Papaver somniferum (opium poppy), 876 nucleotides long. Its product is annotated as receptor-like protein 50. The coding region runs from base 1 to 876 and encodes 291 amino acids. Gene Ontology annotation, molecular function: protein binding. The transcript has a single exon. NCBI's taxonomy places the organism in Eukaryota, Viridiplantae, Streptophyta, Magnoliopsida, Ranunculales, Papaveraceae. The record is from RefSeq and is a predicted model, not a curated record.